AUGCCCUUCCCGAGCACCCAGAGCCCGCCUCAAUCACCCACCGAAAACAGCCAACCCCCCGACGUCUCGCACUUGAGUCCCGAACAGCAAGUCCAACGGGACAAGAAGAUCAAGGCCCUCCAGGCUUCCAUCGCAGAUAUCCAAUCUCAAACCGCUCAACUCGAGGCUCAAAUCGCUGAGACGAAAGCGAAACUUAAGAAUGAUCCCUCGAUGACGGUGAAGCAUCAUAUUCGUCUUCUCCAUGAGUAUAACGAAAUCAAGGACGUUGGACAAGGUCUGCUGGGUCUCAUUGCAGAUGCCCGUGGAAUGAGACAGAUCGAUGUGCAGCGGGAAUUUGGGCUGGGGGAUCGGGACUAA
This is a messenger RNA of Aspergillus clavatus NRRL 1, 357 nucleotides long. Its product is annotated as SWI5/SAE3 family protein. Gene Ontology annotation, cellular component: Swi5-Swi2 complex; Swi5-Sfr1 complex. Gene Ontology annotation, biological process: double-strand break repair via homologous recombination; meiotic DNA recombinase assembly involved in reciprocal meiotic recombination; meiotic joint molecule formation. The transcript has 3 exons. The record is from RefSeq and is a predicted model, not a curated record. NCBI's taxonomy places the organism in Eukaryota, Fungi, Ascomycota, Eurotiomycetes, Eurotiales, Aspergillaceae. Bases 1 to 357 code for a protein of 118 amino acids.